AGUUCUGGCCAUCUUUAGGAAGCCUCCUCCUUUUGAACCUGCACCCGACCCGAAUUCUGCUCCCAAGGACAAGUCUUGGAUCGAUCAAAGGACUGAAGAAGAACUUGAAGAUCUCGAAGAUGAUCUGGAUGAUGAUCGUUUCCUUGAAGAAUACUGAAAGAAGAGGCUAGCUGAGAUGAGGGAAGCAGCUAAGGUUUCAAAGUAUGGAUCAGUGAUGCAGAUUUCAGGAUCUGAUUUUGUCCGAGAGGUUUCACAAGCUCCUCAGGAUGUCUGGGUGGUUGUCCAUCUCUACAAAGAAGGAUUGCCGGAGUGCGGGCUGCUUCUACGGUGUUUGGAAGAAUUGGCAGUCAAAUACCCUGCCACAAAGUUUGUCGAGAUAAUAUCCGCCGAUUGCAUUCCUAAUUACCCAGAUCGUAAUCUUCCAACUCUCUUGGUGUAUAAUAGUGGAGCAGUAAAAGCAAAUUAUGUUGGUUUGCAUAGUUUUGGCCGGAGAUGCACGCCUGAAGGUGUGGCCUUAGUUCUUUGUCAAUCAGAUCCUGUACUAAAUGAUGGUCAAAGUGGGAGUGACCAAUCACAAAAGGCUGUUCUUGAAGGAGUUCGAUGGCGGUUUAUCGAAAAAGUUGUUACUGAGCAUGAGGAUCGGGACGACGGAGGAUCGCCGAGUGAUUAGAUGUUCAGUACAUUCACUUGGUUUCUUUCGGCU
Molecule: messenger RNA, 703 nt
Organism: Hibiscus syriacus
Lineage: Eukaryota; Viridiplantae; Streptophyta; Magnoliopsida; Malvales; Malvaceae
Product: phosducin-like protein 3
Exons: 4
Coding region: 176-670 (164 amino acids)
Biological process (GO): protein folding
Cellular component (GO): cytoplasm
Source: RefSeq, a predicted model, not a curated record